Messenger RNA from Puccinia graminis f. sp. tritici CRL 75-36-700-3, 1203 nucleotides. RefSeq lists its product as uncharacterized. The transcript is spliced from 5 exons. Bases 1 to 1203 code for a protein of 400 amino acids. Gene Ontology annotation, molecular function: iron ion transmembrane transporter activity; manganese ion transmembrane transporter activity. The record is from RefSeq and is a predicted model, not a curated record. Gene Ontology annotation, biological process: intracellular manganese ion homeostasis. NCBI's taxonomy places the organism in Eukaryota, Fungi, Basidiomycota, Pucciniomycetes, Pucciniales, Pucciniaceae. Gene Ontology annotation, cellular component: fungal-type vacuole membrane.
AUGGUUGAAACUGGCAUGCCAGUCAUUCAGGAGUCCUCAUCCACCACCUCAGCCACGUCAACAAGCGUUCCUCUGCCCAAAAACUCGUCCUUGAGGCCCUCAGCCUCAUCAAGCGACAAUACUGAAAAUCCCAACCAGAAACAGAAAAAAGUUUGGGAUUAUUAUUCGGAUGAAGCGCCCUCAAGACCCUCGGAACAGUCAGAAGCAGACAAUGCUUUGAAACCAUCAAGCUCGAUCGGCUCACUCUCCUCCUCCUCUAAUACCCAUACUAAAAAUAACAUCACCCCACACUUGAAUAAAUGUGACAAGAAGAGCCGGCCUGAAGACAUUCAGGUUUGUUGCAGAGAAUUAAGAGGCGAUGAUGAGCGACAUCUCAUCAACCCUGAUAUCGUUCGCGAUGUAAUCAUCGGCUUGAGUGAUGGCUUGACUGUUCCAUUUGGGCUCACCGCUGGUCUCUCAUCGCUUGGAUCAUCCCGUCUGGUGGUAGUUGGAGGAAUAGCUGAACUAAUCUCUGGAGCGAUUUCGAUGGGGGUCGGGGGAUAUUUAGCCUCAGAAGCCGAACGAGAUCAUUUCAAGUAUCUCCAAAAGACCACCAAGGAGCGAGUGGCAAGGUCGUGCUCUGGGGAGAUGGAGCGAGAGGUGCACGAAGUUCUUGGGCCGAUGGGCUUGGACGAAUCGAUCUCACGUACCGUUGCCGCAGCACUCCUUCGGGCCGAGUCGGAAGCCGACGAAUGUAUCGACCGCACGGCAGAGCCAGCAGGGGAAAGUACGGCACGUUGGCUUUUGAGAUGCUUGGGUCGUCAACCCAAAUUUUUCAAGCAGAUCGAUGGAGGCAACCAGCAGCUCAGAUGGGCUAAAGACAUCGGCAUCACCCCCUUCUUGUUGAAAUUCGGCGAAGGCUUAGAAGAAGUUCCAGAGUCUCGCCUCUACAUUUCCGCCCUAACUAUCGGCUUGUCGUACUUUAUUGGUGGUCUUGUGCCCAUGGGACCUUAUUUCUUUAUUGAGUCAGCUCAGAUCGCAUUAUACUGGAGUAUCGCGAUCAUGUUUAUAACUUUGCUAAUUUUUGGUGUAUUUAAAGCGUACUUUACAGGUGCUAAGAUAGGCUUUGUAGGCUACCUAAAAGCGAGUUCUGCGACGAUCGUUGUGGGUGGGGCUGCCGCUGCCGCAAGUUGGUUAAUAGUCAAAGUUCUCGAGAAGCCUUGA